GGUGAAAGGAGGAGUCUCCCAGCUCUGUAUUUAAACAGGUCAGGUAUUCAACUAACACCUGUCAGCUACAGCAGAGUCCUGCUUCCCUCUACAACAGGAAAGCCUGGUCCAUCCUGCUCACAGUCCGCUAAGUCUACUGUCCAACAGCUGCUGCUGCUGCUGAUGAUGAUGAUGCCUGCUCUGUCCUCUGCAGCCCUGCUGCUGCUGCUGCUGCUUCCUGGGACCCUGACUGAGUCCCAUCCUCCAGUUUCUAUUAGUGUGGUGGUGGAGUCACCAAACACCAAACCAGUGACUUACACCACUCAUGUGGUUUUCAGAGGGAUCCUGCUGGGUGCACUGAAAAGACUCAUGAACUCCAAUGCAAACUUUAAGUUCACCUACACAGAAGAUCCAAACUAUGGUCCAUACCUGGAGAGUGUGAAUGGUGUGGCUGGAAGUGCUGAAGACCACACAUACUGGGAGCUCUUGGUGGAGACUCCAGAUGACAAAACCAUAAGACCUGAUGUUGGUAUUGGGUGUUACAUUCCCAGCGCAAAUGACAAAAUCAUUCUGAGGUUUUCAAAGUACAACAACCAAUGUACAACAUGAGAUCAGAGCAAGCGCUGGACCUGUCUAGAUAACAGUGUACUUCAUAAAUGAAUAAGCAAAUAAUGUUGAUUGAUUCUAACUUCUGGAUAAAUUAUGCUUCCAUGUGCUGAUGUUACUGGUUCGCAAAGGAAAAAUCUCACAGGAGAAUAAACUUCAUUAUUGUCUCUUGAA
Messenger RNA from Lates calcarifer (barramundi perch), 759 nucleotides. RefSeq names its product transcobalamin-1-like. The transcript has 5 exons. Lineage: Eukaryota; Metazoa; Chordata; Actinopteri; Centropomidae. Gene Ontology annotation, biological process: cobalamin transport. Gene Ontology annotation, molecular function: cobalamin binding. The coding region runs from base 163 to 588 and encodes 141 amino acids. The record is from RefSeq and is a predicted model, not a curated record.